Labrus mixtus (cuckoo wrasse) is the source of this 2318-nucleotide messenger RNA. RefSeq names its product piggyBac transposable element-derived protein 4-like. NCBI's taxonomy places the organism in Eukaryota, Metazoa, Chordata, Actinopteri, Labriformes, Labridae. Bases 473 to 2194 code for a protein of 573 amino acids. The transcript is spliced from 2 exons. The record is from RefSeq and is a predicted model, not a curated record.
GAGAAAUACCCGGCUUGAUUUUUGAAAACUAUGAAACGUCAUACUAAACCGCCCCACAAUGCACUGCGGCACUCAGACAGUCCGCCAACCAGAGGCUUAAAAUAAAAGUUCCGUGUUGUAAUGCAUUUUAAAGGUUGCCAAAUAACAUUAAAAUGACUACAGAGCUGUAUUAGUAAUGAACCUUGCAUAUUGUUAAAUUGUAUUUACGGACCGCCUGUCGCGCUUAUCAAACUGAGCUCGGACCGGAAGUACGCCGCGCGUCCCGUACAGACUGUAAAUAUUGGUCACGUUUUUUUAGUAGACUAUGUUGCUGACGGUCGUGUUAUUAUGCAGUAUGUGCUUUUGGACACAGACUAUUUCUUUGUAUACACAGGUGCUGUAGCAGCAACAACUAUUAAGUAGAUGCAACUUGGAUGGCUACCCAUUGCAUUCCUGGAAAGAUGAAGAUGAGGAGAAGGAGCAGGUGAAGGAGAUGGAGAAGGUGAAAGAGAUGGAGAAGGAGCAGGUGAAGGAGAUGGAGAAGGAACAGGAGCAGGAAGAAGAAAUGAAUGAAAUGGUAGAGGAAGAAAUUGAGGAGAUGACAGAUAUAGAAGACGAUAUAGAGGAUGAGGAUUCCAAGGUUUCUUCUGAAUCAUCGGACUCCUCCGAGAGUGAGGGAGAGACGGAAGAGACAGAUGAGACGGCGGGAUGGAGGUCCAAGAGCGGGAUUAGCUGGUCCCCCACUCAUGUGGAGACGCUCCCAUACAUCCCUGUGCCCACUGGUCUGACCCCAGGGCCCACUCACUACGCCCUUUCUCGAAUCAGCACCAUCAAGUCCACCUUUGACCUGUUUCUGACAGGCGAUAUCAUGAAGCUCAUCCUCAACAUGACAAACCUGCAGGGGAGACGAUCCAAAACAGACUGGAAGGACAUUGACAUCACGGACCUCCAAGCUUUCAUCGGUUUGCUCAUCCUUGCCGGUGUGUACCGCUCCCACAAAGAAAGCCUGCACAGCUUGUGGGAUGACCAAACUGGGCGGCCAAUCUUCCGUGCCACGAUGGCACUCAGGAGAUUUAACCUUAUCGAGUCCGUCAUAACAUUUGAUGACAAGCUGACCAGGUCAAGGAGGAAAAAUGACAUGUUGGCUGCUGUUCGGGUGCUAUGGGAAAAGUGGACCGAUCGCCUCCCCGUGCUUUUCAACCCGGGCCGGAACGUCUGUGUAGAUAAGCAACUUGUGGCAUUCAGAGGCAACUGCAGGUUUCGGCAGUACAUGCCAAAGAAACAUGCCAGGUACGGCAUUAAAAUCUGGGUUACCUGUGAUGUUGGAACAUGUUACGCCUGGAGGAUGCAGGUGUACACGGGCAAAGAGGACGGGCAGCCUUCUGAGGGUGGCCAAGGGAAGCAGGUGGUCCUAGAUAUGCUGGAAGGGCUCCGGGGCCACACCGUCACCUGUGAUAAAUUUUUCACAUCAUCUUCCUUGUCCGAGGAGCUGCUGCUGAAGAGGAGAAUUGCCCUGGUUGGGACCAUCCGCAGCAACAAGCUGGAGCUUCCCAAAAACCUGCUCCGGAUACGGCACCGUGCAGUCUUCUCGUCGCUCUUCGGCUUCACCAAGACCCACUCCCUUGUCUCAUACAUCCCCAGGCGGGGGAAAAAUGUGCUCCUGCUCAGCUCCAAACACCGGGCCCCAAAGGUCAACAAGAGGAAGCCAGUGAUAAUCACAGACUACAACAGCUGUAAGGGCGCUGUUGAAAACCUCGAAAAGGUUUUAGGCACAUACAGCUGCAACAGGAGGACCAGAAGGUGGCCCAUGGUGAUGUUUUUCAACAUCAUUGACAUCUCGGCAUUCAACGCGUUUGUGCUGUGGACUGUGGCGGAUCCCUCAUGGAAUCAAACGAAAACUUGCAAGAGGAGGCUUUUCCUCGAAGAGCUGGGGAAAUCCCUUGUGACCCCUCAGAUGGCCAGAAGGCAAGUCCUUCCCCGCGCACCGGUCGCCUCUGCCGUGGUGGAGGCUCUCCAGCACCGACAAGAGGAGCCAGUGGACGAGCAGGCGCCUGUCGAGCCCGGCGAAAAAAAAAGGAAGCAGUGCGAUUUUUGCAAGGCACAUAAAAGAAAAAGAGUUUACAACACCUGCUGCAGAUGUGAGAAGCAGAUUUGCAAGGAGCAUUCUGCCAUGAUUUGCCUCUCCUGCUCCACCUUAACACACUCUCACCCAUAGACAUAUGUCUACACAACUCGACCACCCACACACAUUCUUACUUUCUCUCUUGCUCUCUCUCAUCCUGUUUUGUUUUCUUUUGGCUCUGUUGUGAAAAUAAAGUUUAUACAUGUUCUUUUUCAAA